AAUAUUUUGGCGUUUCUCUUCAUUAAUUUUGUUACAAUUUUAUGUAAUGUUCGGAUUUUUUCCCCAAAUAAUUAUUUAUGCAUUUUGUAAAUCAUUUAUAUAAUUUUGUCGAGCUACAUAAUUUAUAUGUUUUAUGUUUGUUCUGCUAAAAAGAAUUACAGUUGUAGCCGUCGCUCGUGCUCGUUGUGUAACCGAACUUGGUCUUUUAGGUAUUCGCCAUCACACAUUUUCCAACUAAGAAAGAAGGCCGUUAAUAUUGCAGUUUACCCUAAGGGUGGUGAGCGCCAUGCAUGAGGAUCGUUGGUACUUCUCAAAAGAGCAGCUGGAGAAUACACCCAGCAAACGAUUUGGCAUCGAUGCUGAUAAAGAGCUGUCAUACCGACAGAUUGCUGCCAACCUCAUUCAAGAAAUGGGCCAAAGGUUGCACACCACCCAACUGUGUAUAAACACUGCCAUUGUGUAUAUGCACCGUUUCUACAUGUACCACCCCUUUACGUUAUUUCAUCGCAAUGCAAUAGCUACUGCAUGUCUUUUUCUUGCUGCUAAGAAUGAAGAACAGCCUCGAAAAUUGGAACAUGUUCUCAAGGUCUCCAUAAUUUGUCUGAAUAAACAACAUGGUCAUAAUUUUCAUCACAUUGAUAAUAAAUCUGAAGUUUAUUUAGAACAAGUCCAAGACUUGUUAAAAAAUGAAGAAACAUUGUUAAAAACCUUAGGUUUUGAAACAGCCAUUGAUCACCCUCAUACUCACAUAGUAAGAUGUUGUCAUUUGGUAAGAGCCAGCAAAGAUCUUGCCCAGACAGCAUAUUUCAUGGCAUCCAAUAGUCUACAUUUAACCACCAUGUGUGUCCAAUACAAACCAACCAUUGUCGCUUGCUUUUGUAUACAUUUAGCUUGCAAAUGGUCAAAAUGGGAGUUAAAAGAUAGUAUGGAGGGAAAACCAUGGUUUUGGUAUGUAGAUCAAAGUGUAACAACUGAACUACUAGAACAAUUAACCACAGAAUUCUUAACAAUAUUUGAUAAAUGCCCAUCACGUCUAAAAAAACGAUUGGUGGCCACUAAUUCAAGGGACAAAAAUGGAGCAUUAGCAAAUUAUUGUUCUUCUCAACAAAUGCAAUCACCAACCCCUCCUUUGCCUUCUAAUUACAAACACCAGGGUCAUUCUCGAAUGAUAAACACCUGGCCUACGCCGUCCAAAUUUCCUAAUCCUGUAGUCUUCCAACCUCCAACCAAAGUUAAUGGUGUUCCGGUUGAUCACAAAUUUGUAGUACCUGUUACUAGACCUAUUCCUUCUAAAGAACAACCCACGCCAGUUGUUCCAAGUAAACCACUAGCACCAGUAAAACCUAAAGUGGAAAUACCAACAACUUUAAAUAAUAAUAUUAAAAACGAAAUUCUCCCACAAAGACCUAAAUCACUACCUAAACCUCCAGAACAUGUUAUUAAACAGGAUGUUGCUAUUAAACAAGAAAUAGUAGUUAAACCUGAACCUAUUCGAAAUCAGUUCUCUGUUGGCCGAGAUAACCAUUCUGAAGUAAUAACAAGUGUGCUCAAAGAAAUGACCAAGCUUAAUGAUUUAAAUAUUUUAUCUGUGAUCAAAUCUCCUCGAGAAUCUCCACCCAAAGUUAAAAAGCCAUCAAUAUUUAGUCCAGUACCUGAAGAUGAACCACAAGAUGUUAAACCUUUUAUAAUUAAAUCUGAACCAGCAGAAAAUAAUAUUGUUAUUAAAUCUGAACAAAUAGAUGAAAGUUACAAUAAAUCUGAACCACUAAUAGAAAGUUAUGCUAAAUCCGAAACAUUACUAGAAUCUUAUAUUAAAUCUGAGCCAAUGAGCCCUCAAAUACUGGAUGUACCUAAAUUUGAUCCAGAGUUAAUGUUGAAUCCUGUUGGUCCAACUGGUACUAUUGAAAUGGAUGGAGAAACUUGUAAUUCAAAUACACAUAAAAAGAAAAAGAAAAAACAUAAAGAAGAAAAACGUGAGAAAAAGAAACAUAAAAAAGAUAAAAAACACAAGGACGGAGAACAUAGACAUCACAAACAUAAAGAUAAACACAAAGAACCGGAACCUAUUAGAAUUACAAUACCUAAAGAAAAAAUUAAGCAAAUACCACCUGUAGUUAUAACUACACCACAUUCUCCACCUAGAGGCAUUAAGUUAAAAAUUGCCAAAGAACGAAUCGGAGGUAGUGGUCCAGGUUCUGGAAGUAGUUUACGUAUUAAAAUCAGUAAAGACGACAGAGGAUUAAAAAGGGAUCAUAGUCCAAAUGAAACCACUCCGAAGAGAAAUCGUAAAGAACGAAGAGAUUCUGAUUCUGGAUUAGGUUUUAGUCAGAGUUAGUAUUUAUUGUUUGUAAACUGGAAUCGAAACUAUAUAUCAUACAUUAUUAUUUUUUGUUUUUAUAACAAAACAGAAUGUUUGAGUAAGUAUUUUUCAUUUGUUUUUUUUUAUUUUAUAAAAUUGAAUUUAUAAAUUGGAAAAACAGAAAAAAAAAACAUUUUGCAAAUACUUUUUCUCUUAGAUAAAUGUUUCGAUUUCUGGUGUGUGUCGUUGUGCAAUAUAAUAAUAAUAUAAUGCUCUUCCCGACACUUGAUUUUUGUUUUCGUUUUGUUGUUAACAAUUUAAGUGCCUUUAUUUUGUUUGGUCUUUUAUUAUUUUUAUAUACAUGAUAAGUCAAACAUUAUUCACUUAACGAGUAGACCUCCUAGUACAUACUCGUACACAUAAAUAUUAUAAAUAGCUAACAUCGUCAUCUCACACGUCGAGCUAUAAACUAUAAUAUUGAUUUUGUGAUAAUUGGCGAACAUGCGUCAACCUUAUUUGUACCACUACCAUUGUAAAUAUUGUAAUGUCGACUGAGUUAACAAUCAUAGGAGAAAAAAUUAUGGUUUUUAGGAAUUUACAUAUUAAACAUUGUAUUUUGCAGAGCUCAUAAUAUAUACAUUUCUUUUUUCUGAACUCCCUAUGACCUAAAUUUUCAACAUUCUAGUAAAUAAAUUUUUUUAAAUUGUAUAUUUUGUAUUUGUACUUGGUUAUGUAAUUAUUUUUCUGCGUACAUAAGUAAAAAAAAAAUGUUGUUAAAAAGUA
Molecule: messenger RNA, 3082 nt
Organism: Acyrthosiphon pisum (pea aphid)
Lineage: Eukaryota; Metazoa; Arthropoda; Insecta; Hemiptera; Aphididae
Gene: CycT
Product: Cyclin T
Exons: 2
Coding region: 287-2335 (682 amino acids)
Biological process (GO): regulation of transcription by RNA polymerase II
Molecular function (GO): cyclin-dependent protein serine/threonine kinase regulator activity
Source: RefSeq, a predicted model, not a curated record